Molecule: messenger RNA, 3706 nt
Organism: Pseudopipra pipra
Lineage: Eukaryota; Metazoa; Chordata; Aves; Passeriformes; Pipridae
Product: WAP four-disulfide core domain protein 2-like
Cellular component (GO): extracellular region
Molecular function (GO): serine-type endopeptidase inhibitor activity
Source: RefSeq, a predicted model, not a curated record
CGCUCCCACUGGCUCUGGGAGCGCUGCAGGGUUGGCUGGGGCCAGGGUGCCAGUGAAAUGAGCAGGUAGGAGCACUCCCAUCAGCACAGAGCCAGGCACUUCCCCAGCUCCAGAGCACCCACGCACCACUGAGGCUGCGGCCAUGCCUCGGAGCAGGGUCGCCGAGGUCUGCGCCGUGUGGGCAGCGUGGGCAGUGGGGGGCUCAGUGGUGGUAGGAUGUGCCAGUGUGGUGGGAGCCCUCGGCUGCUGGCAGAUGCACAGCUGGAUCCGAGGGGCCAGAUCCCCCAUGCACCAGCCCAUGCCCGUGGUGUGGGGACCCUACACUGCUAGCUGAGGGGCCCAGCAUCUCCAGAGGAUGGCAUGUCCCUCUCUAUCCCUGUACUUGCUGCCCCUGCUCUGUGCCAGCAGCGGGAAGCUGGGUCCCUGCUCAGGUGCCCCUUUUAAUCAUUGACUGCAUUCUCUCAGCAGUCAGGAGACGUGACUCUGGCACCUUCCCUGCUGCCAUGCAGGAGUCACAGUCACGCGCGAGGCUUGGGCGCAGCCAGCAUGACCAGGGUUAGCAGUAGGGGGCACAGCUCCCCAGGGAUGUGGUAGGGAAGAGCCUCUGGGGUCAUGCUCAGGUCUGCUGAGACCAUGUUCUCAGCCAGGAUCCUCCCCUCGCCAUGGGGACAGUAGCCCACAGCCAUGCUGGCAGACCCCUGCGUUCCCAAAGCUGCCCUCAGCCUGUUCUGAGGAAGCACCUGGCAGAGCCAGGGUGGGGACGGCAAUAUACCGAAUGCCACACACUGGGGACAGGAGCCAAAGCACUCCUGUCUCCCGGAAGGUGAUGCUGACUGUGUGGGCUGGAGCCACUGGCGCUGUCACCAGCAUGCUCACUCCAGCUGCUCUGCUGGCUGGGGGCAGCCCCAGCUGGAUCAUCCCCUCAGCAGCCAGCCAGGCACCCUGGGACUGAGGCGCAACUGUGGGCAAACCCACUGGCACCCACGCUGCUCCCCACAGCUCUCAUCUUCCUCUGUGGUUUCCCCCUCAUCUCCUGCCAUGAGCCCAUUUCUGGACUCCUGUCUGCUCCUGUCCAGCUGGUCUGCUGCAGCCCCACUGCUGGCAUCCACCCUCACACCCUCACAGUGCCAGCUGCUCACUGCCAGCACCAAGGUCACCCCACGCUGAGGUCACCCUGCACUAGGGCAAAGCCAUCACAGGGUCAGACCAGGGCAAUGACCCUCAAGGACAACACUGGCAUGGGAACUGCAGCUCAGCCAUGGCGGGACACCAGGUCAGCCCCUCCCUGACAGUGGGGACAGUGAGCCUGGGUGUGCAGUGUGGGAAUGGCAGCGGUGCUGCUGCUCCAGGGAAGCUGCUGCUGGGUCCAGGUGGGCUCUGUUCCUGCAUAUCAUCAUGCAAGGACAGAGCUUCCAUUCCGGUGGGCAGCGCUCCCACCUCCCAGCCAUUACCACCCCUAUCCCACCCCACCACCACGGCAUCCUGUCCCAGCCCUGGCUCUGGGGCCACUGGGCUGCAACACAGUUGCCUUGAUUCGUGGCAUCCUAAGUCAGCCCAGCCCAGCUCCCUAAACAGUGUUACCACUGGGACCCAGAGUGGGAGCAUCCCAGUCAGCCUGAGCAUGGCCAGGUCCUGGCAGCUGCCUGGCAGGUCCCCAUCCUGGAGGGCACAGGGACAAAGACUGCCCUGCUGAUCUCCUUGCUGCUCCAAGCCUCUGCCUAUCCCCCCGUGUUGCUCCCACUGUGGUGACACACGGCACAGUGGUGGGGCAGGAGCCUGAGCCAUCUGUGCAGGCUCCUGUUCCUGCAUAAACACCCAGGCAGGGAGGGGACCACAGGCAAAGGCAAACAGUUACUGAUUUACUGCCACGCCACCGUGCCACAUUGUUGACUGUGGGGUUAAAUUACCUGGAGACGGACCCCGCCAGAGCAGACACCAGCUCGUGACUCAGGCAGGGAUCAUGUCCCAGCCCCAGGCACCCCGGCCCAUGCAGGUUUGCAGGAUGCUCCAACUCGGAGCUGGGGCUGCCUCUGCAGACUCUGCCAGGAGCAAGGGCACAUCACCAGGGACAGGGCAGGUCUCACCCUCCUACAGGAGGCUGUGGAGGAGAUGAGCACUGGCAGAGUUGGCAAACUCUGAGGUGAGCAGGGCAGCCACGUUGGGUGGGCGAGCUGGGCCCGACCAAACCAGCCCUGGCUCGACACUGGCAGGCACCGUGAAGUGUCCUGGCCCACCAGACAUGUUCUGGUCAGGGUAUCCUGGACACACCGAGGGGUUCCGGGGUUGUACAGUCCCAGCACCAAGUCCUGGAGCACUGGGUGCAUUUGCCAAUGGUUUAUUCCCCACCAGCCACUUGCCCAUCCGGUGCUGCCAGACAGUCUGUCCGCAUCCCUGGGGCUGUGGGAGACUGCAAGGAUAAUGGGGGCCAUGGGAUGAGAUGGCAGCCGGGCAGAGCUCCCAUGGCUGCUCUGGGGAAGUGCAGGGGAGCCCUGGGUCGGGUGUCUGCCCAAGGCACAGACAGCCUGGAGGGCCCUUCAGUUGAGGACCCAGAGCAGGAGGAGAACAGCGUCUGGAACAGGAGCAGGAAUUGGGUGAGCAGCAGCAGAGCCGAUCUGCAGCCCUGUCUGCACCAUCAGUUCCUCCCAGCCUCUGGACACUGGUGACCCAGGCCAGGGGCUCCAUUCAAGCUCAUGACUGUGGCCAGGGCGGCACAGGGUGAGUCCAAGUAGGGACAGGUCGUGCCCUGUCCCUGGUGCACCCGCGCCUGCUACGCUGCCCGCAAGCAGUACCACUGCAUCCCCAUGGCCGAUCCCUGUGUGGGGCCAUGGCAGCCCAGCACUUCAGUGGGAUCAGUCUGGAGCUGUCUGGGGUCCAGCGUGCAGGGGCUGCAGCCGGUGGUGGUUGGCUGCCAUUCCUGCCGGGCGAGUUCUCAGCAUGGCCGCCCGGUCUCCUCGAGGCUCCCCCUCCCUGGUCGGCAGCCAGGAGCGGCAGAUACCUGAUACUCGGGUUGUGCAAGCGCGAAGGGGGAGCCUGGCCCUGCCCGGCCCUUGGGAACCACCCGGAAGGCCGAGCCCGCCGGCCCCACCUGGAGAGGAGCUUAAAGGCCGGCCGGGCGGCCGCAGCGCAGCGUUCCUGCACCAUGCCCACGGCCCGCAGCGUCCUCAUCUUGGCGGGGCUCCUGGCUCUCUGGGCAGAGCUGCCGGCAGCAUCCGCCCAGAAUGUCACCACAAAAGCCGGCGUGUGCCCGGACCCGGCGACGGAUGCGGUGAACUGCACGGUGGGGUGCCAGUCCGAUGGCGACUGCGAGAGCACCCUCAAGUGCUGCCCGGCGGCCUGCGGCAAGGCCUGCCAGAAGCCCGACGACAAGCCUGGCACCUGCCCACCCGUCAGCCCGGGCAUCCCCAUGCUGGGUGUCUGCACCAACCAGUGCAAGUCUGACGCCAACUGCUCCGGGAACCAGAAGUGUUGCAGGAAUGGCUGCGGCAAGGUCUCCUGCGUGACGCCCAUCCACUGAGGCACAGCCACCUCCUGCCAGCCCAGCCACGGGGAAGCUGCUGCCCAACACCCAUCCCGCUCACCCUGGCCGUGGCCCUGCAUCAUCCCCCUGGCUUGGAGUCUUCAGCCUCAGCUUCCUCCCCAGGGUCCCCUGCUCGGGGCGUGCCACAGCCCCCUGCACUCUGUCCAAUAAAGCAGCUUCUCCCUGCCA